ACGAAGAAACGACAGCGUUGCCCGGGUUCAGUCAUCUCCUUACGUAUCUAUUACUGUUCGUUUCCGGCCUACAGGGAGGGAAGUCAGAAAUCAAUCAAGUCCUCCUCCGCAUCAACGAGAUUUGUAGGAGCUGUCGGAAAAUUUAGAACACCAUCGGUCGGAACGCCGGACGAGAGGGCUGAGAACGGCUAGAGAUAAACAAGGCCGUAGUAAGACUCAAAUAUUUGUCUCCAUUUGAAUUAAAUUAUGCUGGUCCUUGGCUUUGAAGUACUGAGAGGCUUGCCUUUCUGAGAGAUGAUAACAGGGCAAGAUGGAAAAUAUGCUGUAUGCGGAGGAGCUUGUUAGAGAGUUCCUUGUGUUCAGAGGAUUCACUACUACUCUCCAAUCUUUCGAGAAAGAGUUAGCCACUGAUGUUGGUAAAGGGUUUCAAGUCGAAAAGAUAUUGGACUUGGUUUUCUCCAUAUAUAUUCCCAAGUUUCAGGCUGAAAGUUUGGUUGAUCUGUUGAGUUUUUUCAAGCAGUGCUUUUCUUCAUCUGAAACAGCACAUAUUGAAGCACUGUUGAAGUUGCAUGUCUCUAUUCUACGUUAUUAUAUAGUAUAUGCAAUACAAUCAAGAAGGAAGGACAAAGUCGUGGAAUUCUUUGAUGCCCAUGGGACUAACUUGCUCCAAAACGACCAAGAGUGGGCCUCAUGGUUUGCCAUUCCAUAUCUCAAGAACCCACAUUUGGAACCACAGUUUCGCAUGUACUUCACAAAGGAGUGGUACAAUGCACUGCAUCUGUCUGUUAGAAAUUUCUUGAGCAAGAUGUUUAAUGGUACUCGAAUCCCAGCUCUAUUGAAGAUCAGUUCUGAAAGGAUCACUGUGAACCACCUCAAGAAGGACAUUAAACAACUAAAUCUUAAACUGUCAGAACUCCAGGCCUUGUUGGAGGAAAAGGAGGCCCAAUUAAGUCAGUCAAGGAGUAAUGCUUUAUUACAAGCAGAAGUAGGAAUCCUGGCAACAAACAGCUCAUCAAAGUUUGCAGCUGCUAAUGCAGAAGAAAAUAGCAUUUCACGCAGGGUAAAAUCGACAUCUGAUCUUGGUAAAAUCAACAGCAUUCAGGAUCAAAGUGGUGAUAUGCCUGCUGAGGAUUUUCAUUCAACUUCUAGGGUAGAUAGUCAUCUUAGUGGGAGUGAAAGAAGCCAUGAUUUGAUAGCAGCACAAGAAACUGAUGGUGAAAUGCAUCGAGAUGAAGAUUUUCCAGAAGUGAAAGUUGAAUUUCAGGAGAGAUUUUUGGGCCACACGAGUCCAAUCAGCCGUUGUCGUUUUUCUGCAUCUGGAGACAAUAUUGCAAGUGCUUCUGUAGAUGGCACAGUCAGGAUUUGGACGUAUGAUUCAUCAGCGCCUGCAUCGAGGAAUGCAACCAUCUAUUGUGGUGCUGAGGUCCUGUCACUUGAGUGGGAUUGUAAAUCUGAUCGCUUGCUUCUUAUUGGGACUGCUGAUGGAUGCAUUAAAGCAUGGAAUGUUGAUGCUAAGCGUGUUGUUUGUGAUCUUAACUCCAAUAGAGAAUUCCCAAGUGUCUUGGAUAUUAAAUGCAGCCCGGUGGAGCCAAUAUUCGUCUCUGCUGCAGCAUCCAGAGGGCAUGGAACAAAUUAUAUUGAUAAAUUGGGUUUUGCAUCUUUGACUGUAUGGAACAUGCGGUCAUGGAAGGCUAUGACAGUCCUUCCUUUAGGUAAAGAUCCUCCAGCAAUUACUUCAGUAUGUUUCAAUCACAACGGGAAGCUUUUAGCAGCUGCAGCAACUGAUGGAAUGAUUCAUAUGUUUGAUAUGUCUGCUGGCCUGCAAAUUACUGGGUGGCCAGCUCAUGACUCUGCAAUUAGCUCUGUUCAUUUUGGGCCUGACGAGACAAGCAUUUUCAGCUUAGGUGCAGAUGGAAAGAUAUUUGAAUGGAGUUUGCACAAUCAAGGCAAAAUUCUUUGGUCAAGAAAUUGCAGCAGGUUCUGCAACUUUGAGAACUCAUUGCACUGUAGACAUGAAAUGGCUUUAGAUGCUAAUGGGAAAAGACUUCUGCUGACUUCUAAUUCAGUAAGAGCACCCAUAUAUCAGGUUCGAGAUUGUACAACUGGGAUGAGAACUCUUCCUCACAGUGCAUGUGUAACAACGGUAGAUUGGCAUCCGACGUUGCCCAUCUUUUUAACUGGAUCUGCUGAUAACUCGGUGCGAGUCACAUCCAUAUCUUGAUUCUGUUGUCUUAUGGUUUCAACCAUCUGUUCCCUGGCAAUAUUAAUAGGUGGAAGUUCCCAUCUGUUUCAGCUAUAAUACGCUCGAGUAGGCAAUUGCUCGUUCAUGUUCUAGAUUCUUUUGAAUGUAGGGAAAGUGACUUUACUUUUGGUUAAUGGUUCCAAACAACGAUGAGUUGUCUAAUUGAGUGUGAUUAGAUCGCUAGCAAGAAAACUUGUGUCUUUGUGAGAGAGUUGGGUGGUUUGGGACUUGAUGAAUGCACAACGCCUGUCAUCUUCGUAUCCUUGUCAGUCGGACAGGCAUACGUUUAAGUCAUCUGUAAUUCGAAGGUUCGAAUGGGAUAGAUUUCUCCUUUCCUAUCUCACAAGAGUGAUAAGAGUGGAGACCUCUUUUGGGUCUUUUCAGUUUUUUAGUGGGGGAUGUUACUUCGACUCUUUUGUCGGGAAGAAGCAUGAACUGAUGAAGGGGAUGCGAGAAGAUUUCAUAAUUUUUAUGCA
Molecule: messenger RNA, 2718 nt
Organism: Coffea eugenioides
Lineage: Eukaryota; Viridiplantae; Streptophyta; Magnoliopsida; Gentianales; Rubiaceae
Product: WD repeat-containing protein 91 homolog
Exons: 16
Coding region: 311-2221 (636 amino acids)
Molecular function (GO): protein binding
Source: RefSeq, a predicted model, not a curated record